ACGCGUGUCGCGAGGCAAACAAUCAAGCCCAAGCUUAGCGUAGCGUAGCCUUAGGUAGUUAGCUCACCUGGGCCAUCCCAGCCACCACAAAGCAAUGCAAUGUUCCUGUCAGAACUUCCCCGCCUGUCAGUUGAUUUGGUCCCCGGAUUUUCUCAUCAUAUGUCCCACACUCCACCGUCGAUUCAAGAUGUCCAAUGCAAGGCCUAAGCAUAGCUUCAUUUGCCGGGUGUGCCAGAAAAGCUACACAAAAUCCGAGCAUUUGCAGAGACACGAGAGAACCCAUACCGGGGACAAACCAUUUGUCUGCUCGACAUGCGGCAGGGCCUUCGCGCGUUCUGACUCUUUGACGCGGCACAUGCGUAUUCGUAAGUGUUCCGAGUAUGCCAGGAUGCCAAUUUCAGCCUCAGACUUUGCACAGUUGCUCGCUCCCUUACAUGGGCCGUUGAAUCAGCACUACCUCUUUGCGCAAAUUAUGUAUGUCUUAGCAUAGGAUUAUGAUCAGCUAAUUUGAUGCUAUGCCUAGAUGACAAAGCAAGCAACUCCGUUCAAUAUGCUCAACAACAUAGCACUACCACAUAUAACAAUGAUGCAGCAAGUCUAAGUGGUGGCAGCGACAUU
Molecule: messenger RNA, 618 nt
Organism: Truncatella angustata
Lineage: Eukaryota; Fungi; Ascomycota; Sordariomycetes; Amphisphaeriales; Sporocadaceae
Exons: 3
Coding region: 95-490 (131 amino acids)
Biological process (GO): regulation of transcription by RNA polymerase II
Cellular component (GO): chromatin
Molecular function (GO): RNA polymerase II cis-regulatory region sequence-specific DNA binding; DNA-binding transcription factor activity, RNA polymerase II-specific
Source: RefSeq, a predicted model, not a curated record